AUCGCAUGUAUUUGUUUAUCUGGAGGUUUAAAUUUUCAUUGUAGGUGGUUGAACUUUCUGCAUCAUAGUGUUGCAUUGGAGACGCGUUACUGUCUCGCGCAAACGUUCAACAAGUUAUCCAAAUCUUUUUUGGCACCGUAUCAUUCAAUGAUGUCACAUCCGUUGCGAAAGACUCGAUCUCACGUCGGUUUGUCAGUAUCAGCUGGAUGCUGAAUCCUCACGCGCGUGCGGUCGUAACUUUGGGUAGCGCGCGCUCGAUAUUGGCUGCACGCGGGAGCUGGCGCAGCGGAGCAUCAGGGUAAUGAUUGUGGAUCUAUCCGCCCUGUUCGGUUCGGGCAUCAUCUCCCACACCGAGAACGUGAUAUUAAGGGCAGAAAAGUGCAAUACAAACGGGACAGCAUGCAUGCUCUUUUCGGUCUAUUGAAUCUUCUGCUUUUCCUAAUUCUCUCCGGACUGUAUCCGUCAAUGACGAUCGGUCCAAAGGAGGGAUGGCAGGUGUACAGUUCAGCACAGGAUGCAGACGGGCGCUGUAUCUGCACUGUGGUUGCACCCGAACAAAACCUCUGCUCCAGGGACGCCAAGAGCAGACAGCUUCGACAGCUACUGGAGAAGGUGCAGAACAUGUCGCAAUCUAUUGAAGUUCUGAAUCUCCGGACACAGCGAGAUUUCCAGUAUGUCAUGAAAAUGGAAAAUCAGAUGAAAGGGUUACGGACCAAAUUCCGGCAAAUCGAAGAGGACAGGAAAACCAUAAUGGCUAGGAACUUUAAGGAGCUGAAGGACCGCAUGGAUGAACUCCAGCCAUUGAUUCCAGUGCUAGAGCAGUACAAAACAGACGCUAAACUGAUCUCGCAGUUCAAAGAGGAAAUCAGAAAUCUGUCUGUGGUGCUAACAGGCAUCCAAGAGGAGCUGGGUGCCUACGACUAUGAGCAGCUCUACCAGAGAGUCAUCAGUCUGGACAGCCGCCUGCGAAACUGCAUGAGCAAACUCACAUGUGGAAAAUUAAUGAAAAUCACCGGCCCUGUAACCAUCAAGACAUCUGGCACCCGGUUUGGCGCAUGGAUGACUGACCCACUUGCUUCAUCGCGAAACAACAGGGUUUGGUACAUGGACACCUACACAAACAGCAAGGUGGUCAGGGAGUACAAAAACAGUGAUGAUUUUGUCUCCGGGUUGGAGUCGCGAACCUAUUACCUUCCCUUCAAAUGGGCUGGAACCAACCACGUGGUGUACAACGGCUCUUUAUAUUACAACAAAGAACAGAGCAACAUCAUCGUCAAGUACAGCUUCGAGACCGGACGGGUUCUGGCUCAACGCGCCCUGGAAUACGCCGGCUUCCAUAACGUCUACCCCUACACCUGGGGCGGCUUCUCGGACAUCGAUCUGAUGGCCGACGAGCUGGGUUUGUGGGCCGUGUACGCCACCAAUCAGAACGCGGGGAAUAUUGUCAUUUCUCAGCUGGAACCUGAAACGCUCGAGGUUCUCCAGACGUGGAACACGGAAUACGCCAAAAGGAACGCCGGUGAGUCCUUCAUGAUCUGCGGAACACUUUACGCCACCAACUCCCAUCUAACCGGAGCCAAGGUGUAUUAUUCUUACAAUACAAAGACCUCCACGUAUGAGUACAUAGACAUACCGUUUCACAAUCAGUACUUUCACAUCUCCAUGCUUGAUUACAACGCUCGAGAGCGAGCGCUGUACGCUUGGAACAAUGGACACCAAGUCAUAUUCAACGUUACGCUUUUUCACGUCAUUAAGACCGAAGAUGAUUCAUAAUGGACUGUUUGAAUUUAUGCUAUUUUGUACUCAUUCAUGGAUCUUCUAUAAGCAAUUGAAACAUGGAUUUUAGUUCAUCAUAACUAUGCCACAGACUGUUGACAUGAGCAUCAUUCUGCGACUCGAUGAUGAAUUUACAUACAUUUUCUCAUACAAUAACUGCUCUUACUAGGCCUUACUCGCAAUAUUUCACUACAUGAGCCACAGACCGAUUGCUCUACUGCAUGAAUGUCUGUUUGUCAUUUGUUAUAAAGUUACAAUAUGUGGUCUUUGUUCUUUUUGUUAUAUUGCUUUAGUGGCGUAAAGAAUUAAGAUUUUCCAGCCCCGGCUUUGUCAUGUUUAGUUGUACGAACCGUAGAGAUCUGAAUAUGAAUCUGUGUAAACAACUGUAACCUUCAUUGUCACUGUGAGAAGAUAUGUUUUAUAUUAAAUCUAGAACAAAACAAUCCAUCAACGAACAUCCGUAGAUGUUAAUAAUAUGAGGGAAAAGCCAUGUGCGACACCGAGGAAUUUCAGCGGGAUUCGGCAUCAAAUCACAGAGGUUAUAAUGAGGUCUGAUGAUUGUGACAAAGCCGAGCACGGUUGCGUUCUCAUUCACUUACGAGUUGCCCUUGAUGACUCUGAAUGCUGUCCUCUGGCACUUUCAAUCAAGAUCAAGGGCGUGAGAGGGGGAAGGGAGGGGGAAGCACGAUUCCAAAUUCUCUGCAAUUUCCUCUCCCUUCAUGUCUGCGUCAGGUCUCCCUGUCAAGGGUACGAGGAAUUUAAAUGCAACGCCGUUGAUUUAGUAUUGGGAAUAGAUCACCCAACAGGAUUUACUGUUGCUGUUUGCUGCUAUCUUGAUCUCUAUGAAUAGUUGCCUUGCAACAUACAGUACUGUAGAUAUCUUGCUUCCAGAAUUUCUUGUCCAACAGAUACCACAUUUACAAUUACAUUAGUCAUUUUAAAAUAAUAGUGUGGCAAAAAAUGACAUUUCCAUAAUCGUUUACUCAACCCAAUGUCUCGCGAAACCAGUAUGGCUUUCUUCUGUGAAACACGAAGGGAGUUAUUUCUAACAGAAUGUUAAUGUUUUUCUUUCGUGAAAUGAAAGUGAAUGAUGACCGCAGCUGGCAAGCAAGAUUUUUAAAAAGUAAUGACCUAAAUUUCAGUGAUAUAUAGGGAAGAGUAUGGUCUAGAUAUUUUACUAAACAUAUUCGUUGAUGUUAAAUGGGUUUGAAAUGACAAACAGAUGAGCACAUUUCCAUUUUGGGUAAAGUUUCCCUUUGCACUUGAUAUUUCCAUAUUCUUCAAUAUUAAGCCCAAAAAAUUGAAUAAUUUACUCAUGUGUGAGGAAGCCAAUGAACUGUCUGUAAAACUCUUUUUUUUUUCAUUCAUU
Messenger RNA from Misgurnus anguillicaudatus (oriental weatherfish), 3145 nucleotides. It is a transcript of the gene olfm3a, whose product is annotated as olfactomedin 3a. The record is from RefSeq and is a predicted model, not a curated record. Gene Ontology annotation, biological process: signal transduction. Lineage: Eukaryota; Metazoa; Chordata; Actinopteri; Cypriniformes; Cobitidae.